Molecule: messenger RNA, 894 nt
Organism: Didymodactylos carnosus
Lineage: Eukaryota; Metazoa; Rotifera; Eurotatoria; Philodinida; Philodinidae
Source: the annotation of a GenBank genome assembly
GUAACAUUAGACGAUGCACUUCCUCGACGGACACCGUCACCACCGAGUACAGACACAAGUAAUAUGGUUGAAAGAGUAUAUAGUUUUCCGAGUCGAAGUACCGUGCAAAAAAUUGCAACAGAAAUCCGAAAAGAGCCUGUGAAGAAAGUCUUUAACAACAAGACAAAAAAGAUAACAAAAUCACAUAAAGAUAAAUCAUUAAAAUCAAAGAGAAAAGAAGUUAAUGCAAGUGUCAUUGGCGAAAAGAAAAACGUGAAAUUAGAUGAUAAAUUGAACUCAGUAUUGACAAAAGGGCAACACUCAUUAAUUAGAAAUGACGAGAGGAAGAAUAAACCAUCCGUUCGACGAUUAAUUAGCUCACUUGAAAAAGAAAACAAUCGAUUACCUUUGACUCCUGAUCAAUCACCGUCCAUUGAAGCGACAAUCAAAGAAGAAAUAAACAAAAUCAUAAGUCAUACAAAAAUGGCUAAUCGUCAACAAUUAGCCGAUUUUAAAAAACCGAAAAAACAACAAUACAAACUCGGAUCGCAUAAAACCAACAACGGUUCAGAAAUAAAAAGUACUGUAAUAAUAAAACCAAAAAAAAGUAGUAUGCAAUCAAUCAGUCCUCAAAUUAAUACACCACAAAUUAUCGAUGUUAAAUCGAAAGAGAAUCGGGACAGCGUGAAAUCACAAAAAGUACUUCCAGUACAAAUUGAAAUACAUCGAGAAACCCAUGCUAGUGUUGGCUUAACGCCAGCAACUAGCUCUAGUCUUCCUGCUGGAAUUCCACUUCCACUGAGACAAUCAUCACCAACAACUGGACUUAAAAUACCUAUGUUAAAUUAUAAGAAGAAUCUAUUAUUAAGGAAGAAAUUUAUGAAAAAAGUUCUUGAAUUCAACAAAAUGGUCUAA